CGGCACCAGAUUUCUGCUGCUAUUUAAUUACGCUGCUUCGUCUUUUUCUUCUGCUUUAAGCUCCAGAGCAAAGCCGUAUUGCCAUGGAUUAUCAAGAGCUGGAUCCUGCUAUACAACAGCGGCUCAGUCUGCAAUCAUUCGAGGGCAAAUUCGAUGUGAAGGACUUCGUUGGCGGGCUGUCCGAGAGGCUUAUCGCCCAGUCUAAAGCAAGCACAGGGCCCUUCGACCCGAAGCCAUUCAUCCGAACAUUUGAGAUGGCUGUUGACCAGCUAAUAUCUCUCCGUAAAGAUGUCCAAACACGCACAGAACAGAUGGAGAAGAGCGUCAAGGUUGCUGAAAGGGAAUACUCAAAGAAGAUGGCCGAACUGAACCGCGGAUUCGAGGCUGUUGGUCAAUCAUUCUCUGGGAUGGAAGCAAAGAUGAGUGAGGUUGGGCGUACAGCGAUCCGGAUAGGAGAGGAGCUAGAGUCCGUACACCAUCAACGGCAACGCGCUCAAGCAGCGUAUGAUCUCAUUGACUUCUACAACCAGUUUUCCAAGGACGAUACGACUCGCAUAGAUGCACUCAAGAAAGAGGGAAAGGAAGGACGCCGGCAAGUGGCUGUCCUCUUGCGACGAUUGGGUACGGUGGCGAAGGAAGUUGACUUACCCAAUGCAGAGAAGACGCGAGAGAACAUUGACAAGUACUGCGAGAAGUUCGAGAAGGACAUGCUACACCUUUUUGACCGAGCCUAUCGCCGUGGUGACCCAAAGAUGAUGCAUCAUUGUGCGCAAACCUUGCUGGAUUUCAACGGAGGGACAUCUUGCGUCCAAGUCUAUGUGAACCAACAUGACUUCUUCAUUAAUCGCGUCCGAGAAGCGGAUGCUCACGCAGACGACGAACUUUGGGAGCAAUUGCCAGACCCUGAUGCCAGUGUACCUGCCACUGAAUCUGGUUUAGCAGAGCUGUUCAACGAGAUUCGGACAACAGUAGGCCAAGAGGUCCAGAUUGUUCAAGCUGUCUUCCCUAAUCCUGCGUAUGUCAUGCAAGUGUUCUUGCAGCGUGUUUUCGCACAAUCCAUCCAACAACAGCUCGAGCUUCUGGUGAACAAAGGUGUCUCACUAUCAGACCUGGCAUCCCUCCGUAUCCUGCAGAUGGUCCACCAACAAACAAUGCAGCUAGUGGAAGAUCUCAAGAACUACGAGCUGCCUGCAGUGAUACCGCGCUCUCCUGUCGAUAACACUGAUUUCAGUCGUCAAUUGAGUGCUGCUGCUGCUGGCUCUGCUGCAGCGGCUGCAACAGCGGUGACUGUCAGCGCAAUGCUCGAAACCGCCAUGGAAGAGCUCUUCGUACCGUACACGGAAGGCCAGCGAUACCUUGAGCGAGAAAGCAAGAGUCUCAGUGAACUAUACGCCAGCUUCUUGACAAACUUCACGCGAUACCACGAACGAACGCAUAAAGGCGGCAAGACAUCGCUUUUCGAUCGUAUGGUCAAUCAACUCAGCACGGCUGCAGCUACAGCGGGGACACCAGGUACUUCUACCACCUCUGCACAGGCUGCUGCUGCCAUCUUGCGAUAUGGCGGUCUUAGUGCAGCCGUGGAUAAACACAAAGAGAAGGCAUUGGAAGAGCCUGUCACCGAGGAAGAUGGCCAGCUGCACGUUAUCGUCGCAGAAACCAUGCUCAAGUGGCAUGCGGAGUCUGUGGGUCGCUGUGUGGAAUUAAGUGCAGCAAACGACGUACCAAAACACAUAUUUGCUUUGUUGCGUGUCUUAGCCGCUGCGAUAGGCAAUUCGUAUCUGGAAACGGCGAUUGAGACUGCCCAAACUCGAGUUGAUGCUCAGGACUAUAAGACAGAACCUAACUUGCAGCCGCUUACUGUCCUGCGCGGAGUCGAUUUAAUCAGUCACCUUUGGCAGCAAUACGUGAAUGUCGCGCUUCUGCCACUGGCAAGCACGUCUGUCACGGUACGGAGGGAAAUGGUUGUAUUCAACAACCAGACGAUCAGUCGCAUCGAGGGCGCAGUUAAUCAUGUUCUGCAACGUCUCAUGGAUUCAAUAUUGGCAUGGCUAUCGUUGCAGUUGACGAAGCAAAAGAAGAAUGACUUCAAGCCUCGCAAUGACGACCUUUCAUUUGCUCGCGUGAACACAGAGCCUUGUGUCGUAACAUGUGACAUGCUAGAGAAGGUGCGGGAUGCAGCGAAGGAGAAUCUCAGCGGGAAGAACCUUGAAGUCUUCCUCACCGAGAUUGGUGUUGCCUUUCACGCAUUACUUCUUGAGCAUCAUAAGAAGUUCCCCGUGAGCGCAACUGGAGGAUUGAUGCUUGCUAAAGACCUCAAGCUCUACCAAGACACCAUCAUCACCUUCGGCAUCCCCUCGCUUCAAGAACGCUACGAGUUUCUCCGGCAGCUAGGCAACGUCUUCCUCGUACGGUCCGACAUCCUUAAGUCCUACAUCACCGAGGGUUACCUCGGGCGCAUCGACUCUGUCCUCCUGCGCCCGUAUCUCGCACAACGCAGCGACUGGGGCCAGGCGGAGAAGGGCUUUAAUGACAGUACCGGCAUGGAUGAUGGCGCGGACGGCAAGGGCGCGAAGGAACGCUUUGGUAUGGGUCGACUCAGCAUGAUCAUGAAGGACCUCGAGCCGUUGCGAGACCAUAUCCCGCCCAUGAACAUGCCGAGUUUGCAUAUGAGUUCGAGGUUCACCAGUAACUCAAGCUAGAUGGGAUCCUGUUUAGCAACGUUGGCUAGUGCUCCCCGUAAUUUAUUCCAGCUAUAUUAUACAAGCACCCUGCACCCUUCACUCGCCCUUGAAGGCAGGCUUGCGCUUCUCCUUGAACGCUUCGAGGGCUUCGUUACGGUCCUUCGUUCUCAGAAGCGGCUCAUAUGAGCUGCGCUCAAAGUCGAGGCCCGCUUCGAGGGCUAGUUCUGGCGCACGGUUGAUUGCUCGCUUGGCCGCUCGAAGAGCCAACGGAGCAUUGACCGAAAUCUCUUCCGCCAGCUGCAAAGAUCUGUCGACGGCUGACUUGUCUUCAUCUGACACGUAGUCGACAACGCCGAAGUCCAGUGCCUCGUGAGCCGUCAAAGCGCGUCCAGUAAAAAUGAGGCUCUUCGAUUUCGAGAGGCCCAAUAGACGAGUGAGCCUCUGCGUCCCGCCAGCACCGGGUAUGAUACCAAGCCUCGUCUCCGGCAGCCCGAUCUUCGUCACCGAGUGUCCAGCGACACGCAAGUCGCACGCCAGCGCGAGCUCGAGGCCGCCUCCGAGCGCGGGCCCGUCGAUGGCCGCGAUCGUCGGCAUGGGCAGGCUCUCGAGCUUGCCGAGCGUGGCGCGAAGGUCCCAGAGGAACUUGUCGACGUCCGCCCUGGACAUCGUCCGCCGCUCGGCGAGGUCUGCACCCGCGCAGAAGGCGCCGAGCGUCGAAGAGCGAACGAUGAGCACGCGUGCAUCCUUGUCGAACUGCAGCUUGUCUAGGCACUCGUGGAAUUCUGUCAGCAACCUGCGCGAGAUAGCAUUCUUUGCUUUUGGCCUGUUCAGCGACAAGUAAUGUAUACCUGGCUUUGCUUC
Messenger RNA from Phanerochaete carnosa HHB-10118-sp, 3542 nucleotides. RefSeq lists its product as uncharacterized. Bases 84 to 2699 code for a protein of 871 amino acids. Gene Ontology annotation, biological process: Golgi to plasma membrane transport; exocytosis. The transcript is spliced from 19 exons. Gene Ontology annotation, cellular component: cytoplasm; exocyst. The record is from RefSeq and is a predicted model, not a curated record. Lineage: Eukaryota; Fungi; Basidiomycota; Agaricomycetes; Polyporales; Phanerochaetaceae.